Molecule: messenger RNA, 3213 nt
Organism: Gadus macrocephalus (Pacific cod)
Lineage: Eukaryota; Metazoa; Chordata; Actinopteri; Gadiformes; Gadidae
Gene: sucla2
Product: succinate-CoA ligase ADP-forming subunit beta
Exons: 11
Coding region: 70-1455 (461 amino acids)
Biological process (GO): tricarboxylic acid cycle; succinyl-CoA metabolic process
Cellular component (GO): mitochondrion; succinate-CoA ligase complex
Molecular function (GO): succinate-CoA ligase (ADP-forming) activity; ATP binding
Source: RefSeq, a predicted model, not a curated record
UGCAAAAAAAAAAGAAGCCUGCUUGUCUCAUCGCGCAGGCGCAAUAGAUAAUUCUGCAGCAGAGGAAACAUGGCGGCGUCCCUGAUCUGUAGCCGCUUGACGGCCAGCCUGAGAAACUCCGGGGCCAAGACCACUAUUACCUCCGCUUCAAAGGUUCUCGGUGGCUCCUCGGGUCUUCUGGGUUGCCAUGGCAGCCAGCAGCAGCAGCAAAAGAGGGGUCUGUCUCUGCAUGAGUACAUGAGCCUUGGCCUGCUGAAGGAGGCAGGGAUCGCCGUCCCUGAUGGCAUGGUGGCCAGCUCCUCUGAGGAGGCCUACUCCAUUGCCAAACAGAUCGACUCCAAGGAUCUGGUGGUGAAAGCCCAGGUGCUGGCCGGAGGCCGAGGGAAGGGGACGUUUGAGGGUGGGCUGAAAGGAGGCGUGAAGAUCGUCUACUCACCAGAGGAGGCGCGUGACAUCUCCUCUCAGAUGAUUGGUCGGAAGCUGUACACCAAGCAGACAGGGGAGGCGGGGCGUAUCUGUAACCAGGUGUUCAUCUGUGAGCGCAGGUAUCCUCGCAGGGAGUACUACUUCGCCAUCACCAUGGAUAGGUCUUUCAAGGGCCCUGUGCUGAUUGGCAGCUCCCAGGGUGGCGUGAACAUCGAGGAUGUUGCGGCGGAGAACCCCGACGCCAUCAUCAAGGAGCCUAUCGACAUCGUAGAGGGCAUCAAGAUGGAGCAGGCCGUUUCGAUAGCUGAGAAGAUGGGGUUCCCGCAGCCGCUGGUGAAGGAAGCAGCAGAGAACAUGAUCAAACUGUACAACGUCUUCAUGAAGUACGACGCAUCCAUGCUGGAGAUCAACCCAAUGGUGGAGGACGCCUCGGGCAUCGUGAUGUGCAUGGACGCCAAAAUCAACUUUGACUCCAACGCGGCGUAUCGCCAGAAGAGGGUGUUUGACAUGCAGGACUGGACCCAGGAGGACCCUAGGGACCGGCAGGCGGCCAAGGCAGACCUCAACUACAUCGGCCUGGACGGCACCAUCGGCUGCCUGGUCAACGGAGCUGGUCUGGCGAUGGCGACCAUGGACAUCAUCAAGCUGCACGGUGGAACGCCCGCCAACUUCCUGGACGUGGGGGGUGGAGCCACGGCUCACCAGGUGACGGAGGCGUUCAAGCUCAUCACCUCCGACAGGAAGGUCCAGGCCAUCAUGGUCAACAUCUUUGGGGGCAUCAUGAGGUGUGAUGUCAUCGCUCAGGGCAUCAUCAUGGCGGUCACGGAUCUGGACCUCAAGAUCCCUAUCGUUGUCCGGUUACAAGGGACCAGGGUGGACGACGCUAAAGCUCUGAUUGCCGCCAGUCCUCUGAAGAUCCUCGCCUGUGACGACCUUGACGAAGCUGCCAAGAUGGUGGUGAAGCUCUCUGAGAUCAUCUCGCUGGCCAAGGAAGCCCAAGUGGACAUCACCUUCCAGCUGCCUAUCUAAACCUCCCUGUACCCCAACCCCCAACCCCUCUACUGUCAGCUGUUCCCAUCACACACGUACCCAAGCCACGUACACUAGGUCAACACAUCGUACAGCUAUGGUCAAAGCUCUCCAUCGCUCGCUCUCACAUCACUCUCUCUCUCUUUCUCCUUCCCUCUCUUUCUCCCUCCCUCUCUUUCUCCCACCGCUGGUAUGGUGACAUCACACAGUCUCAGGUUGUACUCCGAGGUCAUUCAGAGGUAAACUAUUUGAUAUCUAUUUUCUAGGUCAGGUUGGUCCCCAUCCCCCUUCUCGUGACCUUUUACAUACUAACUUAAAGCACACAACAACCCACUCACUCCUAUUUCCCUCAGAUAUUUGAGACUGACUUUCAAAGCUAUCUCUAUCCCAACUCCUCAAACUGCAAAAGAGUUUGGCUAAACUGAGCUAUGAGUGCAUUCGUGAUGCUGGUUGUUACUGCCAUGACAGGAAAUUCCUUCCUUUGGUUAUAGUCUUUAGGCAUCCCUAAUUGUAGUUCUUAGGCAGCUUUGGUUGUAUAUUUCUGGGAUCUUUAGUUUUAGUCCUAACUAAGUGUCUUUGACUAUUCAGCAGAACAUACGAAUGUCGUACCAUCGGUCUGUCAAUGUGGUUAUCUGAGCCCUAGACUAGGCUCUUCCUGUACCCCUAUUACUCAGAAGCUAGCUCAUGUUCCUCUAUUAGCGUUUCUCUAAAUCCUAUCUCUUAUUAGCCUGACGAUAACUCCUGUAGCUCCUCCAUUAGCUCCUGAUCCUCCACGACCAGCCUGAAGCUAGCACGGACACACUGAGGUGACGCAUGGUGAUGGACCUCACCUCUUUGUCUCUUUUCAUUAUUCAGUGGUCCUAUUUUUGAGCUUAACUCCUUCAAGCGAGCUACCCCUCUACACUCCAAGAGACAGGCACACACUCUAAAGGCUAAAGGGACUAGGUAUUAGCAAGCUAUUACGCCACCGUCUUUCAACUAAUUUCUCCCUUUUAGGAUAUCCUAAUCCGUUCACAGCACGAUUCUUUAGGACCUGCAGCGGCUAUUAAACCCGAUGUAAAACAGAGUUGAUGCCAGAUAGGGUAAACUUCACCUCAACGGUUGUAGACGCCAACAUGCAGCAAACAUAGAUUUGUUCUGUGUUUGCUAACGUAUGCUAGAUGUAUGUUGGCAAAUGCUAGCUAGCCGUGUGAAGGCUAUUUCGGGCUAGUUGUGUGUUUGCUUACGCAACAUAGCGCUGUGUUGCUUAGCUGUGUGUUGUUUAAGGCUAGGUGGCUGUGUGUUGACUAAUGCCAGAUAGUUGGUUGUUGGCUAAUGCAAGCUAUGUUCUGAUUUAUGUUCUGAAAACCCUAGUAAUGUCAAAUUAAAUAACAUUUAGGUUCUUGGUUCAGCACUGAUAAGGUAUUAAUGCGGUUAGUACAUCAUACUAGUAUUCCUGCAGUAUAACUGCAUUUGGCCAGACUGGUCUAAGACGACAACUGUUUGUGUUGUGUCAUCGUACUACACAUCAUAGCAAUCCCUCAAACAACCUUAUGAAAUCUCACUGACUGGUGUCCAAAUCAGAACUGUACAUCUUUUCUCUUCUCUCUCUCCUCCCUCCUCCCUCCCUUUCACAACAAGGUGUAAUUGAGCUGUCGGUCGUUUAAUGUAUCUUGUAAAUAACCAAACGGAUGCUCUCUCUUUCUAACGUAUUUAUGGUCCUCUGCCGGGGUACCGCAGAAUGAAAAUACAAAGAAUAAAAUGCUGGUAUGCCACGUU